Melopsittacus undulatus (budgerigar) is the source of this 1777-nucleotide messenger RNA. RefSeq names its product coiled-coil domain containing 78 (gene CCDC78). The coding region runs from base 3 to 1610 and encodes 535 amino acids. The transcript has 15 exons. Lineage: Eukaryota; Metazoa; Chordata; Aves; Psittaciformes; Psittaculidae. Gene Ontology annotation, cellular component: cytoplasm. The record is from RefSeq and is a predicted model, not a curated record.
ACAUGGAUUUUGGAAUUGUUGCAGAGAAGGAGAAUGUGCAGCUGCAGGAUAGGGAUGAGAGGCUGGGAUGGCUCGGAGACCUGCCUGAGAGGAUGGGGAAGCUGACUGGCUCCAAACCAGAUCUGUCAGCCAGAAUGGGCUUCAGUGAAGAGGAAAAACUGAAGAUUUCCAAAGGCCUCGUUGAUCUCCAGAUUGAGACAAACAAAAUGAAGGAGCAGUACGAGACGGAGAACUUUGAACUGAAGAACAUGAUCCUGGCCCUGGAGACCCGUGUGCUGGAGCUGGAGCUCUGCAGUGAGAAGGUCACUGGGGAGCGAGAUGCCUUGCGGGAAGGCCUGCGUGCCCUGGAGACCAGCCGGAAGGAGCUGGCGGAUGAGUAUAUCAUUCUGAAAAGCAAUUACCUAGCCCUAGGCAAAGAGCUGGACCAGGAGGUCAUGAAGAAUGAAGAGCUCAGCCGGGAGCUGCUCAACCUGGCCAAUGCCAACCACUCCCCUGCCAUGGCUGGUGAAUCCUUUGCUGAGCUGGGAAGAGUAAGGGCAGUGGUGAGUCACCUCUCUGCUCGGAAGGUGAAGCCAGAAGAUAUUACUGCCUCUGAACAUGAGCAACAAAUACUGGAAAGAAAAUUGCUUGGAAACCAGGAUCACAUAAAAGUGGAGCUUGAAAAACUGAAGAAAACCUAUGAUUUGCAGCAACAGAAAAUGGAAGAGAGAGUGAUGGCAAUGGGGAAGGAGCUGCAGGAGGCAAAGUGCGUGACUGGGGACACGCAGCGCAAGCUGGCGGAGCAGUCAGCGGUGCUGCUCAGCUCCCAGAGCCAGCUCCAAGAGGUGGAGGCGGAGAACUCUCAGCUGCAGCUCCGUCUGAAGGAGCUGAAUGAGGAAUACCGAUCCCGGCUGGCACAGUACAUCAAGGAUGUGGCGGACUUCAUGGACAGCAAAUCCAGCAACGUCAUGGGGCCUAGCAAGGCCCCAGCUGCUCAUGCUCCUAUGAAACGCUUUGUGGACAGCAUGCUGAAGGACAUCAGGGCUUCCUACAGGGCUCGGGAGGAGCAGCUAGCCAGAGCGGCACGUGGCUACAAGAAACGCAUGAAGGACUUGGUCAAGAAGCAUGAGAACCUGCUCAUUGCUUACGGGCUCCAGCGAGAGCAGAUCCGGUCCUUAGGCAGCACCGCUGCAGACUGUGGCCCUGCCGAGCUCCACUUUUCCAUCACAGAUCCAGAGCUGCUGACAAACACCACACGGGAGCUAAACCGGCUGCGGGAGGACAAAGCAAAAUUGGAAAUGCAGCUACAUGAGAAAAGCCUGAAAGAAACCUCAACCUUUCCACUGGCUCCUGAGCAGCCACUGGAUGAGAAGGGCUGGGCAGAGGUCAGGAAGCAGCUUCAGGAGUUCACACACACCACCCAGAAGGAUUUGGAGCAGGAGAGAAGCCAGCUGCUGACUCGGGCCAUUGUGGCAGAAGAGCAGGUGUCAGAGCUGCAGGAAUACAUAGACAACCAUCUUGCGAGGUACAAGCAGGAGAUCCUCCAGCUGAGGAAGCCACGUGCGCUCAGUGCUGGGGCAGCCAAUACUCACUCACUGCGCAGAGCCAGGACUGUCAGGCAUGAACCAUAGCUCUCCGCCACGGCUCCGAGGAGCAGAAAGAGCAGCAUUCCAAAGGAAGGAGCUUUCUGCUUUGUGGACUGGCCAGGGCGCAUAUCCUUCCCUUGCUGAGAGCUGGGAGGCACAGGGAGAGCAACCACGUGGGUGUUCCAGGUCUCAAAUUCACAGCACUAACAUGA